Molecule: messenger RNA, 1317 nt
Organism: Prunus mume (Japanese apricot)
Lineage: Eukaryota; Viridiplantae; Streptophyta; Magnoliopsida; Rosales; Rosaceae
Biological process (GO): protein ubiquitination
Cellular component (GO): cytoplasm
Molecular function (GO): ubiquitin protein ligase activity
Source: RefSeq, a predicted model, not a curated record
CCUCAUCUUCCUCCCUCUCACUUCAGACCCAAAAAAAAAUAUAUAUCUUCCUCCCUCUCACCGACAUCCCUUCACAUUUCUCCUCUGCCUCACCAAAAUCAAAUCAAAUUAAGAUUGAACCAUGACAUACACAUGCAGUAUGCAACAAAUAUAAAUCCUACAUAACAAACCCUAAAUUAACCUAUCUCUCUCUCUCUCUCUCUCUCUCUCUCUCUGCAUUAUCACGAAGAAAAGCAAGCAAACAGUAUCUAUCUCGAUCGGCUCCGCACGUCAUCAUUACAGGCUGCUUGCUGAUAGUGAUACACCCACCCACCAACCAAGGCACAAAGCAUGAGCAGCAUAUUAGCUGCUGCCCAGUUAUACGCACGGAGAAGGGGCACCUCAGCUGCUGCUUCCGAAAUACAGAGCAUCAGCAGCUCAACUGGUGCUUCCGAGUACUGUUUUUUAUAUACCGGUGUGAAUCAAAAAGAAGAUGUAAGAAUCUCAUUAGACUCAAUUCCCAGGGACAGUUUCAAAAUCUGUAUAGAUUAUCAAAAGAUAACUCGAGUCUUCCUUUAUAUUGCUGGUGAGCAUCGUCGAGUAGAACUUCCUUAUGCUUCUACAUAUCACCUCCUUGCUGAGAGGAGUUUCUAUGUCCCUAUGCGUGAUGUCAAGCAAUUUUCAUCAAGGCCUAAAUGGACGCAUGUCUUGGCUUAUCAUCUUUCCAAGAUGGGUGUCCCACAAGGUGCGCAGCCAGCUCUCAUUGUAAGAAUACUUGACUACAUUGAAGAGGCCGACAACCACAGCGUUGAGUUGCCAAUUCUUGUGCAUAUUGUGGAUGCCACUUAUCACUAUCUGAAGUCGGACCACAACAACGACAUCCUUGAUAGGGUUAUGAGGCAAUCCUCGGAAGCAUACAGGGCCAUGCUUAUUCCUGCAGCUCAAUCAUCCAUUCAGGGCUUGGAGAAUGUGAGGCUUGAUGAUCCUACUUUGGCCCCGUUGUCCUCAUGUAUUAUUUGUAUGGAGGGCCUCCUCCUUGAUCAUCAUGAUGAUCAUCACUCUGAUCAUAUUAAUGCCGUCCCUGCUUCUCAAGAUGAUCAUCAUGAUCAAGAUCAAGGUCAAGGGGUUGAUUGUCGCCAUCCACCAAGGACGAUCAAACGCUUGCCCUGCUUACACCAAUUUCACGAAGAUUGCAUCGUCCCGUGGCUGCAGAUCAAUCACUUGUGUCCCCUGUGCCGAUACCCGCUGGAAGUGCGCGAGUCAUCAAAACCCAAACGAAGGAGAUUAUCAUGAAAUAAUGAAAGAAGACCUGCAGCCAUGAUGCUCAGCUGGAACAAU